AUGCAAGUCCGAGUCCGUCGGUAUCGCAGCCGAACAGGCCUCGAUGAGGCAGUGUGUGCAUUGGUGCUGUCGGUGCAUGCGUGCAUCCUGUCUGUACCCUCUUGUGCUUAUCGGCGUGUUGGCGUUGCCGGAGUCAAGUCCCACCAGACGCCAAUCGAGACGCGGCCAGUCCGAGCCUCUCUCAGGGACUCUACCGAUGCGGCUGCCAGCGCUACUAUUGGGCCACACACACACACAUACAUACAUACACACACAAAGGCGUAG
Messenger RNA from Protopolystoma xenopodis, 264 nucleotides. NCBI's taxonomy places the organism in Eukaryota, Metazoa, Platyhelminthes, Monogenea, Polystomatidea, Polystomatidae. The record is from the annotation of a GenBank genome assembly.